AUGUUUAGGAAAGCUGCUGUAACCGCGGUCUCUAAUGGAAGCUACUUGCAGGGGCAAGCUAAUGGCAGGUUGCCCGCUAUGGACAGCGGGCAGCUAGCCCAGGAGGGAAGAGUUGUGCUGAAGAAGAAAGUGACACUUUUGAGGGGGAUAUCAAUCAUAAUUGGCACUAUCAUUGGAGCUGGCAUCUUCAUCUCUCCUAAAGGCAUCCUGAAGAACACUGGCAGCGUGGGCAUGUCCUUGACUGUCUGGACAGUGUGUGGUAUCCUCUCGCUCUUUGGUGCCCUCUGCUAUGCUGAACUAGGAACAUGUAUUAAGAAGUCUGGCGGUCACUACACCUAUAUCCUGGAGGCCUUUGGCCCGUUACCUGCUUUUGUGAGAGUCUGGGUUGAAUUACUCAUCAUUCGCCCUGCUGCCACAGCAGUGAUAUCGCUGGCAUUUGGACGUUACAUUUUGGAACCUUUCUUUAUGCAGUGUGAAAUCCCAGAACUUGCGAUUAAACUUAUUACAGCUGUUGGCAUCACGCUGGUGAUGGUCCUGAACAGCACAAGUGUCAGCUGGAGUGCCCGCAUUCAGAUUUUCCUUACCUUUUGCAAGCUUGUAGCAAUUCUGAUAAUUAUAGUCCCUGGAGUUAUCCAGCUAAUUAAAGGAGAAACACAGCACUUUAAAAAUGCCUUUGCAGGGAAUGAUGCCAGUGUUAUGGGAUUACCACUUGCUUUCUAUUCAGGAAUGUAUGCCUAUUCAGGCUGGUUUUACCUCAAUUUUGUUACUGAAGAAGUGGAAAAUCCCGAAAAGAACAUACCCCUCGCAAUAUGCAUUUCAAUGAUUAUCGUCACAGUUGGCUAUGUGUUAACAAACGUGGCUUAUUUCACUACAAUCAGUGCUGGGGAAUUGCUGCUUUCAAAAGCUGUAGCAGUGACCUUUGCUGAGCGACUGAUGGGAAACUUUUCUUUAGCUGUACCAGUAUUUGUUGCUCUCUCCUGCUUUGGAUCUAUGAAUGGCGGCAUUUUUGCAGUCUCCAGGAUGUUCUUCGUUGCAUCCCGUGAGGGUCACCUUCCGGAAAUUCUCUCCAUGAUUCAUGUCCGCAAGCACACUCCUCUGCCAGCUGUCAUUGUUUUGCAUCCUCUCACAAUGAUAAUGUUAUUCAACGGGGAUCUCUACAGCCUCCUGAAUUUCCUCAGUUUUGCCAGGUGGCUUUUUAUUGGACUCGUAGUUGCUGGGUUGAUUUAUCUCAGAUAUAAACGUCCCGAUAUGCCUCGUCCUUUCAAGGUGCCUCUGUUUAUUCCAGCAUUAUUUUCCUUCACGUGCCUCUUCAUGGUCGCACUGUCACUUUACUCUGACCCAGUGAAUACAGGGAUUGGAUUUGCAAUAACCCUGACUGGAGUUCCGGCCUACUACCUCUUUAUUGUGUGGGACAAGAAGCCAAAGUGGUUCAGAAAGCUCCUAGACAGGGUGACGCUAACAUUGCAGAUCCUCUUGGAAGUUGUCCCAUCAGAGGAAGACCAGAAGUCGUGA
This is a messenger RNA of Leptosomus discolor (cuckoo roller), 1512 nucleotides long. RefSeq names its product solute carrier family 7 member 11 (gene SLC7A11). Gene Ontology annotation, biological process: amino acid transmembrane transport. Gene Ontology annotation, cellular component: membrane. Gene Ontology annotation, molecular function: L-amino acid transmembrane transporter activity. The record is from RefSeq and is a predicted model, not a curated record. Lineage: Eukaryota; Metazoa; Chordata; Aves; Leptosomiformes; Leptosomidae.